This is a messenger RNA of Adelges cooleyi (spruce gall adelgid), 836 nucleotides long. RefSeq lists its product as uncharacterized. The transcript is spliced from 12 exons. Lineage: Eukaryota; Metazoa; Arthropoda; Insecta; Hemiptera; Adelgidae. The record is from RefSeq and is a predicted model, not a curated record. The coding region runs from base 63 to 722 and encodes 219 amino acids.
UAGUUUCAAAAGCUGAACAAGUCCACUGUUGUCCAAGAACCAACUCCUCAAUUUAAACAAAAAUGAAACUCUUCUGUUUAAUAGUAUGUUUUUUUUUUGUGGAUGUUUUGGCAAAUGAUAAUGAUGAUUAUAAGAAAAAUGUUUUCGAGACAACUCAAACUAUCAGAGCUGCGUAUUUACAAAAUCAUUUGGAGCAUAUAAUUGAGACGAUGAAUAAUAACACCGAUUUCUGCAUACUUAAUUUUUUGUUUGCUGUACCAGACAAAAUCUUAAUUGUCGAUAAAAUAACGGCACGUCCAGGUGAUCCCCGGAUUAAAAAAGCCAAUUUUUUCUUGCAAAAAAUGUUGCAAGACAUUGAAGAUUCAAUACAAUAUAGAUAUACUGAAGGUUAUAAUGGUUUGGGAGAACUGGAACAAUUUGCAAACAGGAGAAGAGAUUAUGUUGCCUCAUCUUUAAAAGUUUUAAUCCAAACACGUAUAAUAGAUACUGUGCAGGAUGGAGAUGAUGAAGCCUCUUUAUUACUGAAGUGUCGUUUGCUUGCAUUAUUUGCUAGUACACAAUAUCCAGUAAGAUACUUAGUGGAAGUUGAGAUUGACUUACCUGCCCGUAAAUGUAUCUUAUCGGAUACACAUGAUAACAAAAGAGUAUACGAGACAAAUGAUGUCCAAUCACUUAAGGCACUAAUAAAACAUUCAAAUCCACGAAAUCCACCCAGAAAUUAACCUAAUGUUAGAAAAACACAUUUUGUUUAUUACAUAAUAUUUUAUUAUUUAUCUUAUUAUUAUCAUUGUACACAUUAUAAAAUUUGAAAUAUUAUAAAAUAAUAUACAUUUACU